This is a messenger RNA of Tetranychus urticae (two-spotted spider mite), 3449 nucleotides long. NCBI's taxonomy places the organism in Eukaryota, Metazoa, Arthropoda, Arachnida, Trombidiformes, Tetranychidae. The record is from RefSeq and is a predicted model, not a curated record.
AAUGGAUUCAGUGAUCAUUGCCAUUUACAACUUGAGUCUAAUGAUUAUUUUCCUUUGAAUUUUGUUUUUGGAGUUGAAUGGAAGACUAGAAACAUGAGAAACAAGGAACCCGGAAGACAUCGAAUUGUAUUGUUUCCAUGGUAAAUGCUCAAACCAAAACAAGCCGGGUGUUCAAAGAUCAUUAGACUUCUAGGCAGUUUAUUUACUUCUGUAUCAACAUCUAAUUCAUGACAAUUUACAGGAUCACGAUCUUGAUCACCAUUCACUGUUUCUAGUUUGAAUGAAGCUGUACCAAAUAACCAUGGAACCCUUGGAGAAACGACUUGAAGCUUGUAUUGGUGAGAUUAAGAGUCUAAUUUGUUCACCAUCAACAGACUUGGUCAACUCUUCGGUGUCACAGUCAUCUAAGGUAGCGAAUAGGUUACUCGGGACAAUUUACGCCGAUGAUACGCACAAUGAUAUUGAUUGGAAAGCUCUUUUACUCAGAUUGUACGAAGAAUUGAGACAAACGGAAGAAAAAGAUGAAGAGAAUGAAGCCGAGGAAGAUAAAGAUGAGUAUUCUUUCACUUUAGAUUCAAUUGGAACCUUAAUUGUUAUGAUGAAAGAUCAAUUGAAAAAGUGUCUUCAAUCAAAACCAACAACAACAGAUGACAAUUUGACUGUUGACCCUUCAUUAAGAAAUUACGAGUCAAUUUCAAGAAAUACAAAUGUUCCCAAUUACAUUACAUUAACUCAAAACAAUGUUGAAGUCAAUGAAAUCUGGGAAACUCUGGUUCACUCUUUGAAAGAUUUAAUUAUUGAUCAAUUGGUGGCUACAAAUAUUGACAAUCCAUUGCAAAAAGAAGCCUUUUACCAUGAAAUGAUCCUGUUAAACUCAUUGAUCAGUUCAUCAGAGGAAAGUGAAUUAUUUACUGUUUACAAUUCCAUUCGAAGUCAAAGAAUAGAGAAACAACUGUUAAUCGAUCCUGUUGAUUGUUUCAAUUUAGAAACAAUUGUUGACUGUAUCAAGAAAUGGGUUAACUUUGACUUGGAGCUAGUUGAUUAUUACCAUCUAUUUUACAAUCAAGUGACUUUCCAUCAAAUUGUGACUCCUUACAUAAUUUUAGUGAAAAAUUUAAUCAUUGAAGGAUCACCAAUGAAACAAUCUCACAAUGAACCAGAGAAAAUUUUAAAACUGAUUAACCUCUUACGUGAUCUUGAUAGUUUCCUCUCUGAACGUGAUACUCACAUUCCUUCUGAAAAUAUGUCACCUUCCAAGGAUAUUCAUGAUAUUUGGGAUUGGCGUGGUUACUUUGUUUCUCAAGGAGUUGACAACUUGUUACUGCGUUACUUGAACCAAGGGCUUAAUGAUUUAAUGUCUUCAACUGCUUCUUUAAACACUAAACCAGAAACUGGUCAGCUAACAUCAAUAAACCAAUCGGACAAUGUUUUGUUAACCAUUAAUCAAAUAUUUAAAUUUCUAGACUCUUUUGAAUCCAUUGAGUUGGCUGAGUUUAAAACCUCUUCAAAAGUCAUCGUAAACGUAACAAUAGUCGACUUUCUUAUAAAGACUUCAGAGAUUUGGUUAAAAGAAUCGACUCUUCCUAUUGAAUCUUAUUACACUUUGUACAAUUCAUUUCUCUAUUCACAACGGAAACUUGACCAUCAUGGAUUAUCUAAUGGUAAAAUUGAUGAUGUUAUAAGCUCAUUACGGUCCAAGAUUGUCUCUUCCCAUUUAUCAUUGCUUUUGUUUUCCUACAAGAGUCUUGAUUACAUUAUAAUCUACAUGAAAAAGCUUUCGAUUAAUAUGCUCAAUUUAAUUCCAUAUGAAACUCAGGAUGAGUCUCACAUAUUUAUCAACAUUUUAACUCUUUACAUGGCACAUAUUGUCAAAAUUAACAUCGAAUUGUCAGAUUGUUUAAUUCUCUCAUCCAAUCUGAUUGAUUUACUGAUGCCAUUCGCUGUCAAUGUGGAGACCUUGUUUUACAAAAGCUUCCGUGAUAUUCAUUCAUGCUGUUGGCUUCUCUUGGUUCGAGCCAUUUUCUUUUAUGCACCCAUUUCCAUCCUGAACCAAGAACUUUCUUUAGGAUUGGAUAACAGCACCAAUAAUAAAGAAACAAUUAAACCAGUGACGCCAAGUAAAUUUUCCUCUCCCACCAAACCAAAAUUUAAAUCAACCUCCAAUUCAUCAUCGUCUCCCUUGUCAACCCCAUCCUCUCGCCAUUGGACCAAUCUUUUUGAUUUGUAUAUUGAAACAAUUCCUCGACCAUCCAACGCUUAUUUAAUCUCCCUUCAGCGUAAACGACCUGCUUGGUCUGCGCUUAUUCGCCCUUUUCUUGAAUCACGACUUUCUUUUUCCAUUAAUGUCUUCAACCAUUUGGAGGUUACACCUGAAAAUGAAGAAAAGGUUAUUGCUUUUUUAUCAAACAUAAUAACUGUUUCUUGUCUCAAUGAAUCCAGGGAAAAGAGUGUAAGUUACCUGUUAUUUCCAAUCAUUCAAAGGAAUGAAGAAUGGCGUUGGUUGGAUAUUACAAAGAUCACAGCCAAGCCGAAACCUUGGUGGUAUCAAGCCUUACACAAAGUCAUUGAUGAAACUGUAUUCAAAUUUGUUCAGGCUGCUUUGAUUCCACUCGCUUACCGGUUUUUGCUUCAAGUAUCGAAAUACAAGUCUUAUUAUGAUGAAGCAGGUUUGAAUGAAAGAUAUGCCGAGUAUGAUGAAACUUUUCUGAUAGAUGAAGCCACAAAAUCAUUGUUAUCAACCAUACCAACAAUUAUGGAAAUACUUCCAUUGCCAUUGAUAGCAAGUCUGGAAGAUUUAAAAAAUAUCAAAAUGAUUACAGUCAAGACACUUUAUAAUUCUUUAACUGCCCAGAUUAUUUUCGGCUCCAUUUUAAAUUGUUUAACUAGACCAAUAUUAAUCAAUCAAACAUUAACCCAAAUUGGCGAAGCUUUUACUUCUAAAGUCGCUGAUAAGUUGGAAAAAAUGGUUAUUACUGAAGGUAAAUGGCCGUCAAUGAUUAAAAUCGUUUCUUCAAUUGUUGAAAGACGACUUUCUAGUAAAACAAAUUAUGUUAUAGCAUCGGAAGCAGAUCAAUUUGAUUUAAUGGAUACUUUAGUGAAUUUGGAUCCAAAACUCCAAACAAUUGUGGAUUCUCUAUACAAUUUUUUAGUCUCCAAUUCAUCGUUAUUGGUUAAAAAUGGCCACUUAACGAAAGAUCAACAUUUUAAUCUCAAUUUUGAAUCAACGGCAUCAAUACAAUUAACUUAUAACAUCCUUGAACACUGUGAAACAAUUAAAACACCAAAAAUCAGUGAAAUCACAGAUGAAAAGUGGAUUCAAUUGAUUGGCCGAGUGAAAUCGAAACUUUCACUCCUAUCAAUCAGGCAUAUUAUGCUAGAACGAGAAAAAGCGGAAAACUAAUGAUAAUUUUGAAAUUGAUUUCUAAUUUUAAUAAAUUUUAUAUUCAAUG